AUGAAUAAGAUUCAGAGGACGUCUUCAAUAGAGAGAGAACCGCAGACUCUGCUCCUUGAUCAGAUCAAAGAUGCGAGGGAGACAGCACUGUAUGUAAUCAGAAACCACAGCAUAGAAGAAGCUAUACGCAUUUUCACAGAGGGUUUGCAGCCAGUUCUCAGCGUCAAGAACGGCGACACGAACGUGAACAUGAGAAUGGAUUCGGAUGAAGAUCGGGUCGGGUUUAAUCACGUUCUUGCUGGAUUCAGAGACACAGCCACUGCUCCUUUCUAAAUUUGAGUCUCCAUUAUGAUCCCUUUUUUCGGAGGAUAUUUUGUAGGAUAAAGUUUUUGUGUAAAUACUGUAAGAAUUAAAAAACUCUGCUGUGUGUAA
This is a messenger RNA of Asparagus officinalis (garden asparagus), 372 nucleotides long. RefSeq lists its product as uncharacterized. The transcript is spliced from 3 exons. The coding region runs from base 1 to 273 and encodes 90 amino acids. The record is from RefSeq and is a predicted model, not a curated record. NCBI's taxonomy places the organism in Eukaryota, Viridiplantae, Streptophyta, Magnoliopsida, Asparagales, Asparagaceae.